Molecule: messenger RNA, 264 nt
Organism: Linum trigynum
Lineage: Eukaryota; Viridiplantae; Streptophyta; Magnoliopsida; Malpighiales; Linaceae
Source: the annotation of a GenBank genome assembly
AUGAUAGGGAAUGGCGGGGCAGUGCGCAGCCAACAAAGCCAGAGGCAGGCAGUCGCGGUGACGGCCGUUGACCUGGAGCGGAGUGAGCAUGCGGGCCAUGUCUCUUUUGGGCCUCCUCAAGGCACCGGGCUGCUGCCGACCCCUACGACCCAGGAGCUGGCGGUCAUACGCGACAAGGCGAAGGCGCCAGGUUAUGAGGCCGUGAUCCGCGGCGCGAACGCGGUACCAUUGGGCCCUUCAUGGGAGGAGCAGGAGGCGAACUAA